UCUCUGCCGUCCUGCUUCUCUCCAGUCAUCACUGUGCCCUGAUCUGCAAAAAAAAAAAAAAAAAAAUACACAGGGACUCCUCCGAGAGAGAGACACAAAAAAAGAAAAGAAAAGAAAAAGGGGCAGAGUUCAUCCAUGUAAACUCCGGUCAGUCAGAAAAACUGCGCCGUUCAGCUGGAUAAGCCCAUCUUGAGAGGGGGAGAGAGAAAAAAGAGAGAAGGAGAAAAAAAGAGAGAGAAGAAUCACGCGUGGAGUGGAGUGUUGGCGUGAAAUUGUGAAGGAAAAAGAGAGAAGAAAUGAUGCUCCAGCAGCACUUGAUCUUCGUCCUCUGCAGCCUUUGUGCAAGCGUCUUUAAAGUGGCUGGGACAAAAAGCAAAGCAAAAGGUGCCCAGGGUCAGUUCCCCAUCACGAAGAAUGUGACGGUGGUGGAGGGGGGCACGGCCAACAUGACCUGCCGUGUGGAAUACAAUGAUAACACUUCCCUCCAGUGGUCAAACCCUGCACAACAAACCCUUUUCUUCGGGGACAAGAAAGCGCUGAGGGAUAACAGAAUCGAGCUGCUGCAAGCAUCGUCGCAGGAGCUCACGAUCAGAAUCAGUGACGUGGGCCUGUCAGAUGAAGGCCAGUACACCUGCUCACUCUUCACCAUGCCUGUAAAGACCACCAAGGCCUUCCUCACUGUUCUGGGAGUGCCUGGGCGACCAAAGAUCACAGGAUUUUCCAAGCCAGCCAUGGAGGGGGAUGAAGUCACCCUGACAUGCACCACGUCAGGCAGCAAACCUGCUGCCGCCAUCCGGUGGUUCCGAAAUGACAAAGAGGUCCAAGGUACUAUGGAGAUCAAUGCAACAGGAAAGUCAUUUACAGUCAGGAGUAGCCUCCAAUUCCAGGUGGACAAACGGGACGAUGGUGUUGCCUACACCUGCAGCGUUGAGCACGUGUCUCUGUCCAACCCCUACAUGACAACAGAGGUCCUGGAGGUCCACUAUGCUCCCCACGUGGAGAUCACACAUUCGCUCAUCAUUCCACAGGAAGGACAGUAUUUCAAACUGGAGUGUGUGUCCAUAGGCAACCCAAUACCUGAACCGGUGCUGUGGUUGAAAGACGGAGGAGACCUUCCAGACAUCGAGCGUAUGAUUGUGGAGGGCCGGGAGCUUACCAUAACCAUGCUAAACAAAACAGACAACGGCACAUACCGCUGCGAGGCCAGCAACCACGUGGGAACCAGCUUUGCAGAAUACGUGCUGUUUGUAUAUGCCAAAGACUUUCCAGGGGCUACAACAGAUCCUAAUGCUUUAGGACAACAUGGACCUGACCACGCUUUAAUUGGCGGCGUUGUUGCAGUCGUGGUCUUCAUCACCUUGUGUUUGAUAAUAGUUCUUGGGCGAUAUCUGGCUAGACAUAAAGGAACAUAUCUAACACACGAGGCCAAAGGAGCUGAAGACGCCCCCGACGCUGACACAGCUAUCAUCAAUGCAGAGGGAAAUCAUGUGCAUGCAGAGGAAAAGAAAGAGUAUUUCAUUUAGACUUGUUGCCCUUCUCCGUCAUUUCAACCUUCAACAGCAGACAUGCAAUUUUAAGCUGCCUCAGCGUCACCACACGGUCUGUUUUAUUUCACCUGUUCUCUUGUCUUUUCCAGGAAGCUCAUGUUUGGACAUAUUUGUUUCGACAAAAUAGCUUUCUCCUUUUGUACUUAUAGAAACCAUGUACAACUGGAUUAGAUUGAUUUCAGUUUUACGGUGCCUAAAUACUGUGCGUUGUUCUGCAUUCCUUUCACUGAAAAUGUCUUUCUCUCUACUCUCUCUUACUCAAUGUACCACACGACUUUUUGCAGAUUUUUAAAAUUCAGAAAGAAGAUCAAAUAUGCUCCAUCUCAGUAAAGUCAAGUCUUAGCUUCUAUAAGAGAAUAAAACAGAGUCAGUGGAAGGCAUUAAUCCAUCAAAUAUCAUCAGAGGAAUCUUUUUAAGGCGUGAUUUAUUGACUUUGAUGUCAUCUGGAGUUCCUCCCACCAUGGCCAUCACACACAUCAUUAAAAAAAAUAAAAAAUAAAAAAAUAAAAAUCAUGAAACAGACCAGACAGAAUAAAAUUCAGAAGCACAAUCUACAGUAGGUGAUUGUCUCUAGAUGAACUCAACUCCAUCUCCACACCGUCCGAGCGUUCCUGCACUGGUUUAAUUUCAGUUCGAUCACACUGUUGUUUCAUACCAACAGAGAAGUUAGAAAAUAAAAGCACAAAGUCUGAGGACUAACAUAGAGGGAAAACACAUCAACAUGUUUCUUGUCUCAGGAUUCAAUACGAGUCUAGAUGGAGAGGUGGAGUCGGACGUGAUGGAGAUUUCAGUUGUCAUCAUGGAUGGGGAACUUUAAUUUUCUUCAAGCUAUUUGAUGUAAGACCCAAACGGAACGAGUGGAACCUCGCAAAGGUUCAUUAUUUAUGUUGAAUUUUAUUGAACAACUAUGCUUAAUGUGUGGAUAUUGCUGUAAAAUAUUUUGCUGACGUGAAUAUUGGUGAUUAAUAUUGUUGAAUCUUGGAAUCCCUGACACGUUACAAUUUGUAUAUAAGCAUAUACAGUAUUUGAAGUAUUCCACAGGUCUUGAUUUCUUAUUUCAUUUUAUUUUUGUCAUUUAUCCGAUCAGAGUUUUUCUCUCUCUUUUUUUGCCACAAGGCAUGAUUAUUCAAUUUCCGUAAAAGGGAGCAAAAACGCUGGUGAUUAGCUUUUAAUUUCAGGUCAUAUUGAGUGUUUUCACGCUUUUGAAGAUUUCUUCAAACAGGGAUUCAAAUAAGUUGCUUAAAAUGAAUAAAAAAAAAUUAAAUAUCUGUAUUUAUUAUUAUGACUGAUUGACAUUUAUUAUAUGAUACUAUAUUGAUUGAUAUUAUUGCUGUUAAUACUAAAGUAGUUGUCUGACAUGAACUUUUCCAUUUUUUUCUUUUUUAUUCUGUAACUUAUCAUUAGAAAAAAAAAAGUACAAGAAUCACCAUUAUGGCCUUUGAGUUUGCUGCAAAUAGUACUGACAUGUGGAGGCAUUGGUGAAUCAGACAUCUCCUCACUGUAUAUAAAUCACUGUAUGAAAGACAUUGAACCGCAUUGCCAAUGCUCGCUGUUUUCUUAGUUCAGUAUGAUGCUAUAAAUAACUCAUUUUGUACAAAGAUUUGAUCGCUGUAAUUAAUUUGCUUUUUAAUGGAGGAUGUGAGGUUUGCUUUUUUCUCAGUAUUGAAUAUUCAUUUUUCAACUAUGCCACUGUAAAAAAAAAACAGAAGAAGAAAAAAAGAAAAACAGAGACAAAAGUGUGGAUUAAAAUAAUAACUUGAAAACUGCCAUUUUGUUGUGACUAAAUUUGAAAUUUGAAAUGAAUUCUUCAUUAACCUUUUGUGAAUGUGAAUCAUCUGUAUUUGUUAUUCAAUGCACCGUUGAGUAAUACUACCGCUUAAGUAUCAAUAAUACAUGCAAAGUUGUAUAAAGAUUUAAAAAAAGAAAUCCUGAAGUUCACAAGGAAGAUCGCCCGAGGCUCUCGGCUUCAGUUAUACGUUUUGCAUUAAUACCAAAUCUCUCCAAGUUCUAGGUUGUUUCACCGGAGUCCAGUUCCAGAUGGGUGUACUGGCUUCGUGAAACUACCUGCUGAUGGAAAAGCAGAGGCUGCUGCUCCACUUGUUAUGACAAAAGUAGACAGAGAAAAUACACCGAGCAAGAACGACUGCAGGCGGUUACUUUGUGAUUCGACCUUAAAGUCAAGGAUACUGGGAGCCAGCUGACUGCUUCAAAGGGAAAUGAGACACUAAGAAUGAAACUUUGAGGAUCCCUUUAGAGGAAUUUCGUUGAAAAAGAAAACAGUCAAGCCAUCUAACAA
Molecule: messenger RNA, 3843 nt
Organism: Cololabis saira (Pacific saury)
Lineage: Eukaryota; Metazoa; Chordata; Actinopteri; Beloniformes; Belonidae
Gene: cadm2b
Product: cell adhesion molecule 2b
Exons: 11
Coding region: 297-1523 (408 amino acids)
Source: RefSeq, a predicted model, not a curated record